AUGAAAGCAGCGCGCGGCUGGCGGAAGUGACGACAUCGGCCCGUGUGGUUGUUGCUGCGCAGUAUCCCUAAAGAAAGGAAUCCCGCAGAUAGACGGUUACGCGAUUCGAGUGUUCACGGUGCAACUUGAGCAAACACUGACCACACCUGCAGAUCUAAAAUCAUGAAUCCUGUUUAUAGCCCUGGAUCUUCUGGGGUUCCAUAUGCUAAUGCCAAAGGUGUUGGUUACCCUGGUUUUCCAGUGGGGUAUGCUGCCGCUGCUCCUACUUAUUCUCCCAAUAUGUAUGCUGGAGCAAAUCCUGCCUUUCAACCAGAGGUAGAACAUCCAUAUGUGUCUUCGGGGGUGCAAAUGUUCAUGUUCGGGCACACGUUCUCUGCUGCGAGAAACGGUGCAAUUAAUUCAGGCUACACUACAGGUACACCAUACAAAGUGUCAUGUUCACCCACAAGUGGUGCUGUGCCACCAUAUUCCUCUUCUCCAAAUCCUUACCAGACAGCUGUAUAUCCUGUAAGAAGUGCCUAUCCGCAGCAAAACCCAUACGCACAGCAAGGAGCAUACUACGCACAGCCUUUGUAUGCUGCCCCUCCGCAUGUAAUCCAUCACACUACCGUCGUGCAACCAAAUGGAAUGCCAGCCACAAUGUAUCCAGCCCCCAUUCAACCUCCCAGGGGUAAUGGCAUGGCUAUGGGAAUGGUAGCUGGAACCACGAUGGCCAUGUCAGCAGGUACUUUGUUGACAACCCAUUCACCGACUCCGGUAGCUCCUCAUCAAGUCACUAUGCCAACUUAUCGGCCCCCAGGAACCCCUACCUAUAGUUAUGUUCCUCCACAGUGGUGAUCCACUACCAGUGUUUGAAGAUGGAAGAUAUGCAAGAACGUAACAGGCUUAAUAGAUGGCGCAGAAGCUUUCAUGCCUCCAGCAAGAAGCUUCUUCCUUCUGAAGUAUCUCAACACUUUGCCUAACACUAAUUCAGGAUCUGAAGAUUUCCAUUACUGCAUAUCUUAACAUCUUUGAACUCUAGUGGUUGUCUUAAAAUGAAAAUCCUGUUUUUGUGGACAGUCUUGCAUUUUUUUUUUUAGCUAAUUAUAAUAACAAAAAGGGAGUACCUAUAAAGUCGUUUCAAUUCAUAACUAGUUGAAUGCAUGUUAAAACACAGAAACAAA
Molecule: messenger RNA, 1163 nt
Organism: Spea bombifrons (plains spadefoot toad)
Lineage: Eukaryota; Metazoa; Chordata; Amphibia; Anura; Pelobatidae
Gene: FAM168B
Product: family with sequence similarity 168 member B
Exons: 8
Coding region: 163-837 (224 amino acids)
Source: RefSeq, a predicted model, not a curated record